Molecule: messenger RNA, 3820 nt
Organism: Centropristis striata (black sea bass)
Lineage: Eukaryota; Metazoa; Chordata; Actinopteri; Perciformes; Serranidae
Gene: man2a1
Product: mannosidase, alpha, class 2A, member 1
Exons: 24
Coding region: 213-3659 (1148 amino acids)
Biological process (GO): mannose metabolic process; protein deglycosylation; N-glycan processing
Cellular component (GO): Golgi membrane
Molecular function (GO): alpha-mannosidase activity; carbohydrate binding
Source: RefSeq, a predicted model, not a curated record
AGCAGACAGGGAGCUCGCGCUGCGAAGCGACGAACUUUAUAAAUUUUAUUAAAAUAAAAACAAUAAAAACUUUUUUUUCCAUGCCGCUUUCAGCGUGAAACUGAGCAGACAGUGGCGUCACCGAGCAGGUAACAGAGCGGAGACUCAUCGGAGCAUAGACAUAUGUCUAUGCAUCGGAGCGCUUGGCGACACGGAAGUAAAGUCAGGUUGUGAUGAAGAGGAGUCGGCUGCUCGCCGUGCUGGUGGGCGGAGUCUUCUGUGUGGCGGUGAUGUCACUGUACCGCAUGCUGGAGCUGAUGCAGGGAGCCGAGCUUCAGCAGCGCGGGAACACACCUAGUGGACAGGUUGACGAGGAUUUGUACCGCCUCCAGGAGAAGAUUGACAGGUUGGAGCGUCUCCUUAGCGACAACAACCGUCUGGUUGCUACGCUGCGAGACGCUUUGAUCCGCAGCAAAGCAUCAGGGGAGCCAGGGGGCAGGGCCAACGUCAGCUCUGACUCAGCCCACCGCCAGCCUGCCGUGCUGCCUGGCUGCCGAUUGGCCGAAGAGAUGAAGGACGGCGUGCAGCUGCUGGAUGUUUACGACCUUCUGCCAUUCGAUAACGCUGAUGGCGGCGCCUGGAAACAAGGCUUUGACAUCCGUUACCAAGGCAACGAGUGGGAUAAGCAGCCACUGGAAGUUUUCCUGGUUCCUCAUUCACACAACGACCCCGGCUGGCUGAAGACGUUUGACCGUUACUAUGAUGACCAGACGAAACACAUCCUCAACAACAUGCUGAUCAAACUGACUGAAGACAGCAGGAGGAAGAUGAUCUGGGCAGAGAUCAGUUAUUUCUCUAAGUGGUGGAACGACAUCAGCGAGAAGCAGAGAGAGACGGUCAGACGCCUUCUGGGGGCGGGGCAGCUGGAGCUGGUGACAGGGGGCUGGGUGAUGGCCGACGAGGCCAACUCACAUUACUACGCUCUACUGGACCAGCUGAUGGAGGGACACCAGUGGAUGGAGAGACACCUGGGUGUGUCUCCCAGCAGUGGUUGGGCCAUCGACCCGUUUGGCCACUCCCCCUCCAUGGCCUACCUGCUGAAGGGGGCGGGGCUUAGCAACAUGGUCAUCCAGCGCGUUCACUACGCCGUCAAGAAGCACUUCGCCCAGCAACAGACGCUGGAGUUUCUAUGGCGACAGAGCUGGGACUCCUCCCCCCGCAGUGACAUCACAUGUCACAUGAUGCCAUUCUACAGCUACGAUGUGCCGCACACGUGCGGUCCGAACCCAGCAGUGUGCUGCCAGUUUGACUUCCACCGCCUGCCGGGGGGGCGGGUCUUCUGCCCGUGGAGGAUUCCGCCGCAGCCAAUCACAGAGCAGAACAUCAAGGAGAGAGCCGGCGUCCUAUUGGACCAGUACCGACAGAAGUCCCGCCUCUUCCGCUCGCCCGUCCUGUUUGUCCCGCUCGGUGACGACUUCCGCUUCGUUGACGCCAGCGAGUGGGACGCCCAGUUCACCAACUACCAGAAGCUGUUCGACUACUUCGACAAGCACCCUGAGCUCCACGUCAAGGCUCGUUUCGGGACGCUGUCAGAUUACUUCCAGGCUCUUCAGCGCCGUCUGAGCACCGCCGGCGACUCGCUGCCCACACUGCGCGGCGACUUCUUUACGUACGCCGACCGAGACGACCACUACUGGAGCGGAUACUUCACCUCCAGACCGUUCUACAAACGGCUCGACAGGACGCUGGAGGCCACGCUCAGAGCAACAGAAAUCCUCUUCAGCUUGGCGUUGGCUGAAAUGCGGCGUUUCCGUGGCGACGGCCGGCUGCCGGAGGGCUUCCCAGCGAGCGAACACUUCGGGCGUCUGACUGCGGGGAGGCGGAGCCUGGCGCUGUUCCAGCACCACGACGCCGUCACCGGCACAGCCCGCGACCCCGUGGUGGUCGACUACGGCACCAGGUUAUUUCAGUCGAUCCUGAACCUGCACCAGGUGCUGCAGAGCUCCGCCCACUGGCUGCUCCUAUUGGACAAGAGCCAGUACCACCACGACCAAUCAAAGCCCUUCAUGCUAACGGACGACGUGAUGUCAUCGCAGGACGCUCUGCCGCAGAAGAUUCCGUUCACCCUCCGUAACGAGCCCAGGUCGCUGGUCGUCUUUAACCCGACGGAGCAGUGGCGUUCGACGGUCGUCAGCGUGGUCGUUGAUGCUCCGGAUGCUCGUGUUGUUGACGCAGAAACGGGCCGACCAAUGGCUGCUCAGAUAUCUGCGGUGUGGGCUGAGCCCAGCCGGGCGUCCACAGAGUCAUUCCAGCUCGACUUUGUGGCCGAACUUCCCCCACUGGCGCUCGUUGUGUACCAUGUGACCAGGGCCUCCCCUGGCUCCACCCACCGUGCUCACUACACCUUCCAUCGCCGUGGCGACCCGCCGACCGUCCAGGCUGAACACUUCAAGGUGUCCCACCCACAGGGAGCUGAGGCCGACGCCCCCCUGUCGCUUAGCAACAACCACAUCCAAAUAUGGAGUUCCCCCGAGACCGGCCUGCUGCAGAAGCUGCGUCUGCAGUCCGGUCUGGUCCGUCAGGUCCAGGUCCAGUUCCUGUGGUACGGAACCAGAACCGGAGCGAACCGGGACAAGAGUGGAGCGUACCUGUUCCUGCCAGGGGAGGAGGGUGGUCAGGUCUACUCGUCCUCGGAGCCCCCCCUGGUCCGUGUCACCAGAGGUCCGGUGUUCUCUGACAUCACUUCCUGUUUCCGUCACUUCACCCACACGCUGCGACUGUUCCACCUAGACGGGCAUGCUGGGAGGUCCCUGGAGAUCUCCAACAUGGUGGACAUCAGGUCAGAGGUCAACAGAGAGCUCGCCAUGCGGCUCGUCAGCGGCGUCGCCAGUGGCAACCGAUUCUACUCCGAUCUCAACGGCUUCCAGAUGCAGCAGCGACGGACUCUGGCGAAGCUCCCGCUGCAGGCGAACUUUUACCCGAUGACCACCGCGGCGUUCCUGCAGGACACUGUGUCCCGUAUGACUCUGCUGGCGGCGCAGAGUCAGGCGGUGGCAUCGCUCAGACCCGGUGAGCUGGAGGUGGUGUUGGACCGGCGGCUGCAGCAGGACGAUAACCGCGGCCUCGGUCAGGGCGUCACAGACAACAAGCUAACAGCAAGUCUCUACCACCUGCUGCUGGAGGACAGGAGGGGCGGGGCUCAGGAAGUGAAGGGAGCCUCAGUGGAACACCUAUCGCUGCUCGCCCACCUGACCUCGCUCUCCCUCAGCCACCCUCCAAUCACCAUGGUUAUCCCCGACAACAGCCAGGUGCCCAAGCUCCGCCCCUUCCUGCCGCUGCACUCGUCGCUGCCGUGUGACCUUCACCUGCUGAACCUGAGGACGCUGGAGGACCGACAGGAAGCAGGAAGUCCAUCACAGGAAGUGGCGCUCCUCCUCCACAGGAAGGGCUUCGACUGUAGCUCCGCCCCUGAGCCACCGCUGGAGUGCACAUGGAGCAUGCACGAGGAGGUGGACCUGGACGCCGUGUUCUCUCCGCUGCCGCUGCGCUCGCUGCGCCGCUCGGCGCUCACGCUGCUGCGACAACAUGACCCGCCGGAAUCUGCCCAGCAACAGCAGUCGCCACGCAUCACCCGCCUGCGACCAAUGGAAAUCAGCGCCUUCCGACUGGAACUCGACUGAAAAACAAAAAGUUUAAAUUCAAGCGUAAUUUGCUCGUUUAUUAGAAAACGUCACAGCGAGCCAAUCAGAAUCUGCGUAACGGGUCACAUGACAAAUGUCUAAAACUUUAAAUGAAGCAGGUUCAAGUUAAAGAGGAAUCAUUUUUUCUAAAAAAUGUUAAA